AUCAAAUUAUUCAAAUGUUCUCUUAGAACAUUUUAUUCUGAUUGAUUUUCUAUUUGAUUUUUGUUCUUCCUUCUUUGUCUCUUUGCUUCUUCCCCAUUCAAAGGUUUCCAAUAGCUUAGAGAUUUUCUUUUUAUCUUUUUAAAUCUAUUCUAUGUGAUUUCCAGUGCUUGAUUAUUUGAAGAAUUUAUUUAUUCCUUAUAUUAGUCUCAAAAUUAUAAAAGAUUCAAUAUACAUAUGAUGUUGACGUGAUUCUGGUUCAUAAGAAGAAUGUCAUCAUUUUUUAUAAGCCAUCAAUUCUAUUUUUUGUUUGCUCUAAAGUGAAUAAGAUUGUAUCUAAUAUCAUGUCCUCCAUUUCUUUCAUUUACUUGAAGUAAUCAAAAGGAAACAGUUUUAGUUUUUAAUUGAAACAUCAUCAUCAUCAUCAUCACCAUGUGGCACGAAGCUAGAAAACAGGAGAAAAAGGUUCGAGGGAUGAUAGUCGACUAUAAAAGGCGAGCUGAACGUCGUCGAGAAUUUUAUGAGAAAAUUAGACGAGAUCCUGCUCAGUUUCUUCAGAUUCAUGGAUCAUCAGCAAAGAUUCACAUGGAUUCCAGUAUUUCUACUGCAGCUGAAGGUUGUCUUAUGCCUUGGAGAGGAGAUGAGAAGAAUAUGAUUGACAGAUUUGAUGUUCGAGCUCAUUUGGAUACCAUUGACUCUGAAGAUAUUCCAUCAACAUCUAGACAUGAUAAAAGUGAAAGUGAAAAAGAUUUAGCAUCCGAAAGACAGAUAAAUUACGAAAGAUGGAGAACUCUAAUACAAGAUGAAUUUUUAUCAAUACCUGAAUCUAAGGCAUUACAUCAAAUUUGGUUAGAGGAAAGAUACGGAAUGAAUCAACCUUCUAUGACUGAUUCUCCUACUCAACAAAAUGUCAACAUGAAGAAAAAAUUGGCUGAUAAGAAGGCGAAAAUUGGUUUCAACUAUGAUAAACUAGAGGAUAAAAAUUUACCUGUGAAAAGUGUAAAUGAGUCUAGUUCAUCGGAAGAAGAUUCUGAUUCUGAUGAAGAGUUUGAUACAACUAUUAACAUCGAAACUUUAACCGGAGAACAAACUUGUCGAUUAAACUCUAUUGGAACUAAGUUUGGUUUAGGCUCAGAUGAUUUUGUCAUAUUCGCUGAAGAAGAUCUUGCAGAAGCGGAGAGAAUUCGAAUAGCUAAAGAACUAGAGAAUGAAAAAUCAAUGUUUUCUGGUCGAAAAUCUCGUCGUGAGAGAAGAGCUUUAAAAGAAAGACGAAUGCUUAUCCUACGUGCAAAUAAUCCUGAAGAAAAUAUCAAACCCAUGGCUUCCUUGAAAUCUUCAAACAGUAAUGAGAUAAAAUCUGGAUCUACCUCUGAAUCGUCUGAAUCAGAAGUAGACGAAGCUAAGAUUGAGUUCAUCACGUCUUUUGGUGGAAGUUCAGAUGAAGGUCAAAAUGAGGAAGAGUUGACCAAGAAAGACGGUAAAGGUAAACCAAAUAAAAAGAAAGAUCAUAAGAAUUCAAAAGUUAAUGUUGCCAAAAAAAAUGCUCCAAUCGAAUUUGGACCAAGUCUUCCUCCCGAAAUCGAACAGAAAAUGAAAAACAACAUACCGAAAAUUUCUCCCUCAAGAGAUAUAACUCCUCCACCAAGGCGAAGUCCUAGUGUUCGAAGAAGCCUUUCCCGGUCUCCUGAUUUUGUCUCUCGAAAAUGCGACUUUCGAGCAAGAAAUUUCAAUUCUAACCGAAGUCGAAGUCGUAGCCCAACUUCUAAGAGAUACAUGGGUCGGAUUAGAGAGAGAAGCAGAAAUCGAAGGCGAACUAGAAGCAAAAGUCGUUCUCGAAGUCGAAGUCGAGGUCGGAAUAGAUCCUGUGCUAAGAUUCGCUCUUACAGAAAUACAAGUAGAGAAAGACGAAGUUAUCGUAAAAAAUCUUGGUCUAAAAGUAGAAGCCGAUCUUGUUCUAGAAGUCGAAGUCGAAGUCGAAGUUUCAGCAGAUCAAGACAUGGUUUCCAAUCUCAUAGAAGACGAUACCGUCGUGGAAGAGGUAGUCGAUCUCUUAGUCGAUCUUUCAGCCGAUCUCCUAGAAGAAGAGUCAAUCGAGAAAAAGGAGAUCGUAAUCGAGGAAGAAGUAGAAGCAGAAGCAAAAGCAGAGGUCGUCGUUUCAAAUCAAGGCACAAGAGUCGAAGUUCAAGUCGUCGUCGUAGACAAAAGAAAAGUCCAAGCAGAAAUCGAAGUCUCGUCAGUAAAGGAUCUUCAAGAAGAGAAAAAGAUGAAAAGAAACCAUCUCAACCAAGUUCUCUUAAUUCUGAUAAGACGAAAUUACUCACAGAAAAUUUAUUAUCUGUGGAAAGAAAGUCUCCCAAUUUACCAAUUAGUAUUUCUAAAAGUUCAGAAACAAUUUCGAUAAAACCUGAGCAAAUUCUUCCCCUAGAUAUCCCAAUGCCAAGUGUAACCCUUGACCCCAUAAAAAUUAUAGAUAAAAUCGAAACAGAUGAAAUUACAACUAACCAAGACGAUGGACUCAAUUUACCAGCGAUGGAUAUUAGCCCAAUAAAUGAGCAGUUGGACGACCAGGAUGCUAAAGAUGCCAACGCUAGUAUCCAGUGUGAACGAAAUGAUGAAAAAUCUGAAGCUUCCUCAUCACUAGGAGGACAAAACUUACCUUUGAAAAGUUAUUAUCGACAUGAUUUAGUCGAUGAAAGUAGUGGUCCUGAAUUAGAUGAGGAAGUGGAGGAAGAACCAUCAUCCACUGAGAAACUAAGCCCGAAAGUGGCAAAUAGUGUGAACACUUGUGUUUCCAAAGCAGGAAAUAGUAUCAAAGCGUUGACAGAUAAAAUGAAGAAAAAGACUCAAGCGCUAAUUGAACGACAAUACAAAUUGGAUAAAGCUGCUGAACGUGAGAAAAGAGAGAACCGUGGAUCUGAUAGACGCGAGAGAGACUCGAGACAUUGUCGGUCAAGACGUCGAAGUCGUUCUCGCUCGUAUUCACGAAGUAGCUCUCGAUCAAGAAAGUAUCGCUCCAGGCGACGAUCCUCAUCACGAUCUUCGAGCUCAUCACAUCGAGGUUUCACUCGAAGUUUUUCACGAUCUAAAUCUCGAUCAAGAUCAAGAUCAUCAUCAUCAUCAUCUUCCAGUUCAUACUAAUCAGGUAGUUCCAUGGCUAUACUACCUGUACUCAUUUAGAUAAAUAAAUUUUCAAUUAAAGAAUUGAAAUGUUUUUUA
Molecule: messenger RNA, 3213 nt
Organism: Panonychus citri (citrus red mite)
Lineage: Eukaryota; Metazoa; Arthropoda; Arachnida; Trombidiformes; Tetranychidae
Product: CLK4-associating serine/arginine rich protein-like
Exons: 10
Coding region: 430-3135 (901 amino acids)
Source: RefSeq, a predicted model, not a curated record